Molecule: messenger RNA, 4086 nt
Organism: Amaranthus tricolor (Joseph's coat)
Lineage: Eukaryota; Viridiplantae; Streptophyta; Magnoliopsida; Caryophyllales; Amaranthaceae
Exons: 4
Coding region: 504-3197 (897 amino acids)
Source: RefSeq, a predicted model, not a curated record
UAUUAAUUAAAAAAUAAAGAAAAAAAAAAACACUUCCUUCACCACCCGUCUUAUCUUUUUGGUUUAUACUUUGUCUCUCACCCCCAUUUUCGCGAAAAACGCAGACGGAAGAAGAAAAACGAACAAAAUAUAAAACUCGAGCAAUCGCCGCAGCUCUUCGGAGUCGACUCACCUUCAACUCGCUUGCUGCCAUUGUUUUACCAUUUCUCCCAUGUUAAUCAAUCCAAUAACGUUUAUAUCUGCUCUCGAUUGAGAAAGAAACGAAAAGAAACCCUAAUAUAUUGCGAUUAAUAGAUUCAAAUUGGGGGCAAAAAAGUUUGGGAAUGGAAUUGGGUAUGAUUGAGUUUUGAAUUGAUUAUAUGAUAUUUUAUUGAGUUGUGAUUGGUUUAAAAGUUGGAUAUUGUGAAAUUUGUGGUGGAAUUGGAAUUUACUUUUGAGGAAUUGGGAAAUUAGGGUUUUCAAAUACGGGGAAGAAAUUGAUAGAAAUAGGUUAAGGGGGGAUAAUGUGUAUGUUCUGUGUGAUUCAGAAGUGGUCGCGAAGGGUUGCUACUAUGCUGCCUUGGUUAGUCAUUCCGCUUAUUGGGUUAUGGGCUUUAUCUCAGCUGUUACCGCCUGCAUUUAGGUUUGAGAUCACGUCACCGAGGUUGGCUUGUGUGUUUGUGUUGUUGGUUACUUUGUUCUGGUAUGAGGUAUUGAUGCCGCAAUUGUCUGCUUGGCGAGUGCGAAGAAAUGCUCGGUUGAGGGAGAGAAAGAGGAAUGAGGCGUUGGAAUUGCAGAAGUUGAAGAAAACUGCCACUAGGAAGUGUAGGAAUUGUUUGACACCUUACAGAGAUCAAAAUCCUGGUGGGGGGAAGUUUAUGUGCUCUUAUUGUGGACAUAUAUCAAAGAGACCUGUUUUAGAUUUGCCUGUUCCUCCUGGGAUUUCAAAUUCUGGAAUUAUUAAGGAUUUGUUUGGAAAGGGAGGGAAGAUUUUGAAUGGGAAGCCGUGGUCAGACAAUGUGUCCCUUUGCAAUCAAGAAUGGAUGGAGAAUGGGAGUUGGGUUGUUAAUAGGUCAUUUCCUGUUAGGUCUUCUUUUCCUCCACGGAGGAAUAAUGCUGGAUUUUUUGGAAGAAAUGAACCUUGCUUGGCUGAGAAGUCUUAUUCUGGUGGUUAUUUUUUCACUUGCAAACUGUUGACAUCAUUUUUGCUGAGUAUAAGGUGGCUUAUGAGAAAACUCUUUAGAAUUAGUUCGUCGGAGGAUUCUUUAUCAGAUUCUGAUCAUAUGGGAAUGAUGUCUAAGAAGGAAAAUGGCAGUGCAGGUCCUGAGAGCAGAGGGGAGAAGGCUCGGCGAAAAGCUGAAGAGAAGCGGCAAGCGAGAUUAGAGAAAGAACUGUUGGAGGAGGAAGAAAGAAAGCAAAGGGAGGAGGUAGCGAGAUUGGUUGAGGAGCGCAGGAGGUUGCGGGAUGAAAAGAUAGAGGCUGAGAAUCGUGCAAAAGGAACCUCUUCAUUGAGGGAGAAAGACAAUAAGAGGGAAGCUGAGAAAAGGAGGCAAGAGAGGCGAAAGGAAAAAGACAAAGGAUCUAGUAAGAGCAACUCUGAUGUUGACGAGUUGGACAAGAAAGCCGGGAAGGAAAAUGACUGGAAACGGGAGAGCGAUAGAAAGAAUGAGACUGAUCGACGUGAGUCACCAAAGUCUGGAGUAGACUCUGUGAAGGGCCAGACCAGUGAAACAGGUUAUAAUGCAAAGAGUAGUUUUACAAACAGUUUUAGUCGAGGGAAUGUUGGUUCUAGAUAUUUAGACCGUAUGAGAGGCACUUUUUUGUCUUCUUCUAAGGCAUUUACUGGCAGUGGUUUUUUUGGCAAAGCUGCCCCAUCUGCUGGUUCUGCUUCAAAAGAAAUCAAGUCUAAUAGUUCGGUUGAACCUUCUCUAGUUUCAAACAGCAAGCGUGAUAUUCUCCCAUCAGAGCGUCAUCCUGGGAGAACUGUUAUACAUGCUGAUGAUAAGAGCAAUCCUCACCCUGUCUCUUCAGAUGCGCAGCGUAAGACACAACCAAAGUCGUGGCAACAAUUAUUUACACAAACUCCUUCACAUCCUAAUGUAACUAGUAGACCAAGUGCAAAAUCCCAACCAGAAGGUCAAAGUACUCAACAUCUGGGCUCAAUAUCUUCUGCGUCGUUUUACGAUAACCCAAUUAAUUUGCCUUCUCCCUUUAUGCUGCCUUCCUUUUCAAGUGGGCUUCUGACUAAUAACUCUAGCCUACCAGGGGCAAAAGACCCCUUUUUUUCUGGUGGUUUGAACAAACCUCAUGAUUUAUUACCUGAAGAGCCAGAGUUGUUUGAGGACCCGUGUUAUGAACCUGAUCCUGUUUCACUUCUUGGUCCAGUUUCAGAAUCACUUGAUAAUUUUCAGCUGGACCGAGGCAAUAGCUUUGUAAAGGAUGAUUUUGAAAAAUCUAGUCCUUUAAUUAAUGUUUCAAGUCCUUUGGAAAUCACCAGACCUUCUCCAAUUGAAUCUCCCUUGUCAAGACUCAGAGUUGGUGAUGAAAAGCCGAUUAACCCUAGCCAUUUCUCUAGUAGUCCUAGGGCCCUCGAUACGAACAACUUUCCAGCUCCUGAGCUGAAUGAUGUAAAUGAUAAAGGAACAUGGCAUAUGUGGAAUUCUUCACCUCUUGGUCCUGAUGGUUUGAGUUUAGUGGGAAAUUCUGCCAGCUGGAUUACAUCACUAGAGCGAAGCAGACUGAAAAAUGAUGAUAUGAUGCAUCAAUCUCCACAGAAGACUAUGGCUUCUUUGUUUACAAAAGAAGGAUAUAGUGCUUCUGGAACACAUUCUCCUCAGCAUCUAUUCAUGGGGAAUGCUCAAAGUUGUAAUCCCUUUGGUGUCUCUGUUCCAAGUCCUAAUGAUCAAGAUCAAUGGAUGCACAAGGCCUUUUUUCCACCUCUGUGUAGCAGUGAGAGUCAUCGUCCAAUUAGUCCCCCGGAAGAAACUUUAGAGAAGCCAAUUAUAUUUGGGAGUCCUAACAGGGUUGCAGCCGAUGCUCUUGAUCCAUCCACAGCUAAAUGUUGGUCCAAUACGGAAUGGUCUGUUCCUGGCUCAGACAGUAAUGAAUGGUCUCUUCCGUGCACUGGAGAAGGUGUUAGAAACCCAUCGGUUGUAAGACCUCCUAUCGGUGGCUUAUAUUCACACCCAGAUGUACAGUCACUUUGGUCUUUUGAAUGAAACUGGAAAAAUUUUAUAAAAGAACAGAACUUAUGAGGAUGCUCCUUAAUAUACAUGUCGUUAACGAGGUAUCAACCUCUUUUGAGGCAAAUCAGAUAUGUUUACUUAUAUUAGCAAUGGGUUAGGAAUAUAAACAGGCAUGCAUGCUUAUAGUGCAUCCAAAAAAAAAAAAGAAAAAAAAGUAAUCAGUAAUCACUGAUUUUUGAUCCCUUUCCAUGUUCCAUGUUUAUACUCUCUAGUAUCUACGUCUCUUUAUCAUCCUCGAGCCGGAGGACUCCUUUGGCCGUGCUCUCCUUUAUGGGUAUGAGUUGCCGUCGUCUUUCCCUCUUCAGAUCUUGUCCUUAGUUUUCUAUGAGCGGGAGACACUAGGUUGGAUGAUGAUGAUGAUAAUUACCAUUAUUCUCCGAUCCUUGAUUUUAGUUUGAGCUAUGGUUGAGACCCAAGAGGUGUUUGUACAUAAGAAAAGGGCUUUCGAAACGCGUAGAAUUUGUUAUUUUGUUAUUGUGGGAGCUGACUUAGUAGCGUAAAUUUAUGUGAUUUUAUAGAUCUAAUAAUCUUUAAUUUGAUUCAAAAUGAUCGACUUGACUUACUUUUUUAGCCAUGGAGUAACAAAAUUAAUGUAUUUAGCAUAUUCAAUGUGUGGUUAACAACAAAAAUCGAUCAACAAAAAAUCAUGAAAUUUUCUUUUACUAUUCAAAACACAAUUUCAAUUUGAAACAACCAAUAAAAUUUAACUCAAAACAUCAAUAGGGCUGUUGGAUAAUCUAGUUUUGUCUCAUUUAAUGUAUUACUUUUGUCAAAUAGACAAAAGUCAUGUGUUCGAAUUUUAAUUUUCAACCACUUUCUUUUUCUCAUCUUAAUUUCGUAACCAAUUUUUUUUCUGUUAAUA